Molecule: messenger RNA, 1202 nt
Organism: Nelumbo nucifera (sacred lotus)
Lineage: Eukaryota; Viridiplantae; Streptophyta; Magnoliopsida; Proteales; Nelumbonaceae
Product: putative 6-phosphogluconolactonase 1
Biological process (GO): carbohydrate metabolic process; pentose-phosphate shunt
Molecular function (GO): 6-phosphogluconolactonase activity
Source: RefSeq, a predicted model, not a curated record
AUCCAAAAGUUUGGAGAUGAAUAGAAGUGAAGCAGACUUGGAAUAUAGAGGAGACUCUAGCUGGAACUCGGGAAUGGAGAAUAGAUACUCAGGAGUGAGAGUCUUCGAUAGCAACGAAGAGCUAUUGACUGGGCUUGCAGAGUAUGUGACCCAGAUCUCUGAUGCUUCUGUGAAGGAGAGGGGUGCAUUUUCUCUUGUUCUUUCUGGAGGAAAUCUUCCCACCCUCUUGAGGAAGUUAACCAAGGCUCCAUAUCUGAGAACAUUGGAGUGGUCUAAGUGGCAUCUGCUUUGGGCUGAUGAGAACCUUGUGGCCAAGAAACAUCCAGACAGCAACUACAGGCAGGCCAAAGAAGCCUUCAUCUCCAAGGUCCCCAUACCGCCGGCGCACGUUAUCUCCGUGGCUCAUGGUGUACCAGGGGAGCAAGCAGCCGAGGACUACGAGUUCCGCAUCAGGCAGCUGGUUCGGGAUCGGACUGUGGCCGCAUCUCUCUCGACUGACUGCCCAAGAUUCGACCUGAUCCUCCUGCUUCUGGGCACGGACGGUCACGUCGCCUCCCUGUUCCCCCACCACUCGGCCUUGGAGGUGAAGUCUCAGUGGGUUGCACCCGUCUACGAUGCGCCUAGAGAGAGCGUCACCAUCACCCUCCCAGUUAUCAAUUCUGCUGCCAACGUCGCCAUCGUCGCCACCGGCACUGGGGUGGCCCCAGCCCUGAUGUCAGCUCUGGGGGUCACACUCCCCCGUGGGUCCCACCCGGCGCAGCUGGUCUCACCCACUGACGGCAACCUCGCCUGGUUUUCCGAUGCCUACGCUGCCUCCCUCCUCUCUUCAGACUUCAGAGGAAUAUGAAUGAAUAAAGUCUUCUUCCACUCUUUCACUCAUCAAUCAUCAGUCAUCAGUAGCCCCUUCACGUUUCCUAAUUCCCGGGAUUUUCUUUUCCCUGUCUUCGCCUCCUUUUCUUUCCUUUUUUUUUUUCUUUAAAGGUGGUGCCAUCGUGGUGGCCGGUGGGUCUUCUAUGGCCAUUACCCAAAUGUUACGUUGGUCCAGCCAUCUGGGCCUGGUGGGAUCCCAAGUAGAAGCUAUGAAAGUUAAAACCCUUGUGGUUGGUUUUGUUGGUCGUCAAUGAGUAAUUUGGAGACAGGAUUCCGAUUCCAUGGAUUCCAUGGAGGAAUUUAGAAUCAAUGGGUUCCUUAUGUUUUGAACA